Messenger RNA from Antrostomus carolinensis (chuck-will's-widow), 1608 nucleotides. RefSeq names its product reelin-like. NCBI's taxonomy places the organism in Eukaryota, Metazoa, Chordata, Aves, Caprimulgiformes, Caprimulgidae. The transcript has 10 exons. Gene Ontology annotation, biological process: neuron migration; central nervous system development. Gene Ontology annotation, cellular component: neuron projection. The annotation marks the transcript as partial. Gene Ontology annotation, molecular function: lipoprotein particle receptor binding. The record is from RefSeq and is a predicted model, not a curated record.
AUGGGUUCACUCACUCUCAGUCCUCAGGCAAGAUUCAUUACACAAGCACAGGUUGUUGCGACUUGGGGCGUCCAAGCAGAUCUGAGAUAUUGGCACAAGACUAUCAGAUAUAACCCAGGAUUUGUGGUAAAGGUGCAGCCUGCUGGAGAAGCAGGGGGAACUUGUGAUUCUGGAGAAUCCCAUGAAAACGAUGUCAUACUUUAUGCCAAGAUUGAAGGCAGAAGGGAACACAUACCUCUUGAUACCUUGACCUAUGCUGCUUACAAGGUUCCAUCUUUGGUUUCUGUUGUCAUUAGUCCGGACCUGCAGACUCUGGCAACUAAGUUUUGCCUGAAGCAAAAGAGUCACCAAGGCCACAACAGGAACAUCUGGGCUGUGGAUUACUUCCACGUCCUUCCAGUGCUCCCUUCCACAGUGACUCACAUGAUCCAGUUUUCCAUCAAUUUGGGUUGUGGAACUUAUCAACCUGGUAACAGUGUCAGCUUGGAGUUUUCAACCAACCAUGGUCGCUCUUGGUCCCUGCUCCACACCGAGUGUUUGCCUGAGAUAUGUGCUGGGCCUCACCUCCCCCAUAGCACCAUCUAUGCCUCUGAAAAUUACAGCGGGUGGAACCGAAUAACUAUUCCCCUUCCCAAUGCGGCAUUAACAAGUGACACCAGGAUUCGAUGGAGACAAACAGGACCAAUCCUUGGAAAUAUGUGGGCAGUCGAUAAUAUUUAUAUUGGUCCAUCUUGCCUCAAAUUCUGCUCAGGGCGAGGACAGUGUACUAGAAACGGCUGCAAGUGUGACCCCGGCUUUUCAGGGCCAGCAUGUGAGAUGGCAUCACAGACCUUCCCUGUGUUCAUCUCAGAGAGCUUCGCCAGCUCCCGCCUCUCCUCCUACCACAAUUUUUACUCCAUCCGGGGGGCUGAGGUCAGCUUUGGCUGUGGGGUCCUGGCCAGUGGCAAGGCCCUGGUCUUCAACAAGGAUGGGAGGCGCCAGCUUAUCACCUCCUUCCUAGACAGCUCCCAGUCCAGGUUCCUGCAGUUCACGCUGCGCCUGGGCAGCAAGUCAGUGCUGAGUACCUGCAAAGCACCCGACCAGCCCGGGGAAGGAGUGCUGCUGCACUACUCCUACGACAAUGGGAUUACCUGGAAACUACUGGAACACUAUUCUUAUCUCAACUACCACGAGCCAAGAAUAAUUUCAGUGGAGCUGCCUGAAGAUGCAAGACAGAUUGGUAUUCAGUUCAGAUGGUGGCAACCAUAUCACUCUUCUCAAGGCGAAGAUGUGUGGGCAAUCGAUGAAAUCAUCAUGACUUCUGUGCUUUUCAAUAGUAUCAGUCUGGACUUCACCAACCUAGUUGAAGUCACACAGUCUCUGGGAUUCUACCUGGGAAAUGUUCAGCCCUACUGCGGACAUGACUGGACUCUUUGUUUUACAGGAGAUUCAAAGUCAGCUUCUAGCAUGCGCUAUGUGGAGACCCAGUCUAUGCAGAUCGGAGCUUCUUAUAUGAUACAGUUCAACUUGGUGAUGGGCUGCGGUCAGACAUUUACACCUCAUAUGGACAACCAGGUGAAACUGGACUACUCCACAAACCACGGCCUCACGUGGCAUCUUGUUCAGGAG